Messenger RNA from Puccinia graminis f. sp. tritici CRL 75-36-700-3, 1509 nucleotides. RefSeq lists its product as uncharacterized. The coding region runs from base 249 to 1271 and encodes 340 amino acids. Gene Ontology annotation, biological process: iron-sulfur cluster assembly. Gene Ontology annotation, cellular component: cytosol. The transcript has 2 exons. Gene Ontology annotation, molecular function: ATP-dependent FeS chaperone activity; ATP binding; 4 iron, 4 sulfur cluster binding. The record is from RefSeq and is a predicted model, not a curated record. NCBI's taxonomy places the organism in Eukaryota, Fungi, Basidiomycota, Pucciniomycetes, Pucciniales, Pucciniaceae.
ACAAUCACAUGUUCACCACAAGCAAAACGCGGACUCAGACACCACCAUCUUUAUGCAUCCAUUGCUUCGAAGGCAGCAGAUGAGAAAUUAUCUUGAAUUGGUUUCAGGGUCAAUCGACUGUCCAAGAACCCACCCAGACUCAAACACAUGUCCAACUACUUGACCUAGCAACAACAGUCUCGCAAUCGAUUUUUUUUCAUUCCUACUGGACUCUGACUCGACUUGACCAAACCAACAUACAUUCCUCGAUGGCCGACGAUCCCGCGCUCAGUCGACGACUGAGAAAUGUUAAGCAUAUUAUCCUGGUCCUUUCAGGCAAAGGAGGAGUCGGAAAGUCAUCGGUGUCAGUUCAACUAGCGCUCUCACUACUGAAUCGGACGAAGGAUGCCAAAGUCGGGCUCCUGGACAUCGAUCUCACCGGGCCAUCGAUCCCGCGGAUGCUCGGGCUCGAGGGACGCUCCGUCCUACAGUCCACUGACGGCUGGGUGCCCGUUCAUACCUCCUUCAACAAUCAUCAUCCGUCGUCCGACGUCCAGCAAAGCUUGAAAUGCAUGAGCAUCGGCUUCCUCCUCAACGAUCCCAAGGAUAGCGUCGUCUGGAGAGGACCCAAGAAGAAUGCUAUGAUUCGCCAGUUCUUGGUCGAUGUCUGUUGGGGAGAGCUCGACUGGCUGAUUAUCGACACUCCACCCGGUACAUCCGACGAGCACAUCUCGCUCUUAGAGCAACUUUCCCCGCUCCUAGUCCACCAAUCCCAAGCCACAAGCCCAUCAGAGCCGCGGAAUCUUCCGAGCCUCUCCUCGGUCCUAGUGACGACCCCACAAGCAGUGUCUCUCUUAGACGUGUCGAAGGAGUACGACUUUACGAAGAAGACCGGGCUGCGGGUGCUCGGCCUGAUCGAGAACAUGAGCGGGUUCAUCUGUCCGCAUUGCCAGCAGAUCCAGAACAUCUUCGGCAGCGGUGGCGGACAAAGCUUUUGUGAGAAAGUCUCGAACAGUACUCAGCCUGAUGGCGACUCGCACGAUCAGCACCCGUCGCUUCGGUUCCUCGGAAAAAUCCCCAUCGACGUCCAGUUCAUGAAGCUCAUGGAUCAGGCUACUAAUCCUGAUCAACAACCCGCCUCUGACCCCUCAAAUCUGAUGCAUCCCCCCGCCUCUUCUCCGAACGCUAACUCGCUCCUCAUCGACCGCUACUUCGAUACUGUGUCCUCUAAAGUCUUCGCUGAGAUUUGUUCACUGAUCGUUCAAUCGAUCACCGGAUCAUCUGCUAUCUAAUCUCAACCCUCCAUCUAUCCAUUAUAUCCUAUCUCUCUUCUCUCUCUCUCCCCUUUAUCUAGAUAAUAGGAUUUUGUAAUCAAAUUGACUUCGGUCUUGUCAUUUAUCUAUUCAUACAGCAACCCAAAAAGAAACAAACAAAUAAGACCAAGAGAGCAACAUGUAAAACAACUUACAAGGAGUGUAGUAUAAAGAAACCUUGGAGGAUUUUCUACACGAUUGUAGAGUAAUAAGAUGU